CCACUGGCCGCAGUGGCAGAGGACCUGGGCGUGCACCAGCUGGGCCGACUGGUGGAGCUGCUGACCCCCCGGGAGUGUGAGAACCUUCUCUCCGCCCUCUCCCACCCGGAGGACAGUGUCUUCCGGCAGCUGGAACGCCUCGCCCCAGGGAGCAACGACCUGGGUCUCCCGCCGCGGGUCCGUAGGGACACAGACAGGGAGACGCAGUGCAGGACAGCUCUGACAGGAUGGCUGGUGAAUCACGGCGAGCAGAUGUACUACGACAGGCUCUCCCGCGCCCUACAGCUGAUUGGCAGGACCGACAUCGCGAUAGAGAUAGGGAAGAAUAUCAACCAGGACAAGGCCCUGAGCUUGCAGAAGUAUGUGGAGGAUUACCACAGGCAUGUGGAUACCAUGGGGUCCCCUCUGGUCCAGCCCGAAAUGGAGACAAUCCAGCUUGCUAGCCAGCAAGCAAUGAGACAAGUGAGAGACCUGACCUGGAGGGAUCUGGAGCUGGUGGUGGAGCGCCAGCAGCGCCCGCCCUACAACCGGCGCUUGGUGGACGGGGUCCUGCCCCUGGUGUACGGCAUCCUCCUGGGUUUCGUCGGCGCCUUGCUGGUGGGGGUGCUCGUGCUCCUCUUCGCCCUUCACUUAUCCCGGGCCGAUGGCGUCCUGCGGCUCUCCUGCAGGAGCCGGGCCAAGGCCCGGAGGCAGCGCCGCCCCAGCCCGGGGCGCUUCUCCUGCGACGUGACAUCAUCAGAGAGCGACGCGCCGUCCUCCUUUGCAGCCCCUCUCCGCCCCCGACGGCCUUCCAGGGGGAUCUGCGGCUUCUUCCCAGGGCGUGGCUUUGUCCAGCGCUUUUGGGGGCUGGUGAAACAGAAGCCAGGCCUAGCGUAGCAUCGGGAGCGUCGGGCAGUGCAGAAUGUGCACAGAGAGCAUUAGCGGAAGGUCACGUGAUGCUGCAAAAUUAACAAUGUUCUCUAAUAAAUGAAACACAUAAGCAUAAUUCUGUUUGCCUCGUGCCUGCUGGGAUUUUUAUCUCAAUUCUCAGCACCUGAUAGCUCAUGUGCAUCUUGUGCUUCCAGGGGCUUAGUCAUCAAAUUAGUUUUGUAGACUAAUUUCACCCAAUCUCGCCUGGCUGCAUGUGGCAUCAUCACGUUUGCCUUUUCAGUUCUCUCUUUUUUUUUUUUUUUCCUUUUUAACCGCAGUGCAUUCAAGUUCAUGGAUGCUGCACACGCUCCCUGUGCAUUUUGAGGCUGACAUUCACCCGGGAGGAAACGCACUCCCCGCCGGGCUUGAAGGACAUGCCUUGCGUUCCGCUGAUUGCUCCCCCUCCAGGAGACGGGCUCUCCCA
Molecule: messenger RNA, 1333 nt
Organism: Anguilla rostrata (American eel)
Lineage: Eukaryota; Metazoa; Chordata; Actinopteri; Anguilliformes; Anguillidae
Product: transmembrane and death domain protein 1-like
Exons: 4
Source: RefSeq, a predicted model, not a curated record